Molecule: messenger RNA, 2124 nt
Organism: Pseudozyma flocculosa PF-1
Lineage: Eukaryota; Fungi; Basidiomycota; Ustilaginomycetes; Ustilaginales; Ustilaginaceae
Exons: 1
Coding region: 1-2124 (707 amino acids)
Biological process (GO): carbohydrate metabolic process
Molecular function (GO): carbohydrate binding; catalytic activity
Source: RefSeq, a predicted model, not a curated record
AUGAGGCUCUCUGCAGGCCUUGCCGCCGUGUCGACCUGGCUCGGUUUGGUCUCGCUGCUCGUGCUGCAGCAGGCAGAGCCUGUUCAGGCCAAGCUGACGCUCCAGGAGACGGCCGAUACGAUCGCCAUCAACAACGACCGCCUCAACGUCGUGCUGAGCAAGAAGCAGGGCGGCGUCAUCAGCAGCCUCUCGCUCGACGGCCAGGACCUGCUGGGCCCCACGGACGCGUCAAAGAACAUCGGCCAGGGCCCGUACCUCGACUGCUACUGCACGCCGCAAGGCUUCUAUACGCCCGGUCGCAAGGCGCCCGAGUUCGCCGUGUUUCAAGGCACCGACAGCGCCGGGGUCGACUACGCAGGCGUGCGCAUGGGCGAGACUUACGCCGCCACCGGCCAGCGCCUCGAGUUCUACUACUUCCUCCGCGACGGCCAGGAGACGGGCCUGCACAACUUUGCGCGCCUGACCUACGACAACGCGACGACGCCGUUCCUGCGCAACCUGCAAGAGUUCCGCACCCUCUUCCGGCCAAACACGCCCCUCUGGACGCACGUCACGACCAACGAGCGCCUCACCGCGCCCAUCCCCAAGCCCGAGACGGUGGCAAAGCAAAAGGUGGUGCAGGACGCCACGUGGGACAUGGACCCGGACGGCACCUCGACCGACCCCUACGUUACGCAGUUUGCAAAGUACUACACCAAGUACACGUUCUCGGACACCUGGCAGGACCACGACGUCCACGGCCUGUUUGCCGACGGCACCCAGUCGCGCGACGGCCGCUCCUACGGCGCCUGGCUCGUCAUGAACACCCGCGACACGUACUUCAACGGCCCAAAGAACUCGGACCUCACGGCUGACGCCAACACCGUCAUCAACUACAACUACAUCGUCUCGAACCACCACGGCAACGGCACGCCCAACAUCACCACGGGCUUCAGGCGCACGUUUGGGCCCUUCUACUACCACUUCAACGCCGCCCCGGGCGGUGUCGGGUCGAUCGAGGCGCUGCGGGCCGACGCGCGCAAGCUCGCAUCGCCCACGUGGAACGCCGACUUCUACGACUCGAUCGCCAAGCACGUGCCCGACUAUGUGCCGCAGGCCGGACGCGGCUCUUGGCAGGGCCAGAUCAAGCUGCCAAAGGGGGCGCGCAACCCGAUCGCCGUGCUGAGCGUGGCGGGCCACGACUUCCAGGACAACGCCGUCGACACCAAGGCCUACCAGUACUGGACGCGCCUCAACGUCGGCAAGGACGGCGUCACGGCCACGGGCAACAUCGACAUGGUCAAGUCGGGCUCGUAUCGCCUGACAGUGUACGCCGAGGGCAUCUUUGGCCAGCACGUCGUCGACCCGAUCCAGAUCUCGGCGCGGGGCGGCGCCGCUUCGGCGCCCCAGGGUACGGGCCGCAAGAGGGCGGCCCCCGCGCCGACCGUGACCAAGACCGUCUGGAACGCCGAGUCCAACGGCCAGGAGCUGUGGCGCAUCGGCGUGCCCGACCGCAGCUCGGGCGAGUACCUCCACGGCGACCAGCCGGACCCCACGCACCCGCUCCACCCGCAGCAGCGCCGCAUCUACUGGGGCGCCUACGACUUCCCCACCGACUUCCCCAACGGCGUUCGCUUCGAGGUGGGCAAGUCGGACCCGCAGCGCGACCUCAACUACGUGCACUGGAGCCAGUUCGGCGGCAAGGCCAACUCGGUGCGCACCCAGCCCGUCGUCGACAAGGUCAACAACUGGACCCUCGUCUUUGACGCGGCUCAGGACCGGCUCAGCGGACGCAAGAAGGCCACUUUCACCGUCCAGCUCGCCGCCGCCAAAACGGCAGCGGGCAACACGGACACGUUCAACAGCUCCGAGCCCCUCGCCAACCUGCCGCUCGUCGUCAGCGUCAACAAGCACGACCUCGAGGCGUGGCGCAUCCCCUACUACCAGAGCAGCUCGUGCGCCGUCAGGUCCGCGGUGAGCUGCUACAACCUCGCCCACAAGUACACCUUUGACGUCGCCCUCCUCCAGCCCGGCCAGAACGAGAUCGUCCUCAGCCUGCCCUACCGCGGCAAGAAUGCAGAGUCGGCCGUGCUACCCGAGCAGGUCUACGUCCAAUACGAUGCCAUGCGCCUCGAGCUGGCCUGA